Messenger RNA from Mollisia scopiformis, 2192 nucleotides. RefSeq lists its product as uncharacterized. Gene Ontology annotation, molecular function: polygalacturonase activity; pectinesterase activity. The transcript has 4 exons. Gene Ontology annotation, biological process: pectin catabolic process; cell wall modification. The record is from RefSeq and is a predicted model, not a curated record. Lineage: Eukaryota; Fungi; Ascomycota; Leotiomycetes; Helotiales; Mollisiaceae. Gene Ontology annotation, cellular component: extracellular region. Bases 1 to 2010 code for a protein of 669 amino acids.
AUGCAGCUAUUUCGGCCUCUUCCAGCAUUUCAAGCACGUCAAGUAAGUCUGAACAAUCCAACCUAUGAAUUGACUGACAAGUACUCAGCUAUUACUUCCACCCCUCUCAGCUCCUCCUCUUCAACCCCAUGCACAUGCACCGCGUAUUCUCAAAUUGCUCCAGCCGUGGCAGCCUGCACACAAAUCACACUGCAAGAUAUCAGUGUCCCCACGAAUAGCAGCAUAAAUCUGGCGAGCUUGAAAGCUGGCUCUACAGUCACAUUCGCUGGAACUACAACUUUUGCGUUCACGAAUUCCUCCACAUUCAAUCCAAUCACGCUUGGAGGCUCUGGAGUCACGAUCUUGGGUGCUCCUGGUUCAGUUUUGGAUGGAAAUGGACAGGCAUAUUGGGACGGGCAAGGGUCCAAUGGCGGGGUACCAAAGCCCGAUCACUUCAUCGUGGUCAAUAAAAUGACUGCUAACUCAGUCAUCCGGGAUCUUUAUAUCCAGAAUUAUCCUGUUCACUGUUUCAGUAUCUCCAGUUGCAGUAAUCUGCUAAUUACUAAUAUCCAACUCAACAACACGGCUGGCAAUGCACCCAAUGCAUUCAGCGGGGGCCUUGCAGCUGCCCACAAUACAGAUGGAUUUGACAUCUCAACGACUAACAAUAUGGUUUUGUCUGACAGUACAGUCUACAAUCAGGAUGAUUGUGUCGCUAUUACCAGUGGAAAUGAAAUCACUGUCACAAAUCUGUACUGCAGCGGAGGUCAUGGUCUGUCGAUCGGGUCUGUUGGUGGGAAGAGUAACAACAAUGUUACGAAUAUCCUCUUCACUGAUAGCACUGUGACCGAUUCUCAGAAUGGAGCACGGAUUAAAUCGAACUACAACACCACAGGGUUCAUUUCGAACGUCACGUACUCAAACAUUGCAGUCAGCGGAAUCUCUGUUUACGGCAUCGAUGUUCAACAGGAUUAUCUGAACGGAGGACCAACAGGAAUCCCAAGCAAUGGCGUCAUAAUCACAGAUCUAACUUUCCAAAAUGUGACUGGUACCGCGAUCGCAGGAGCUGAGGAUUAUUACAUCCUAUGUGGACAAGGAAGUUGUAGCGACUUCACUUUUACGGAUGUUAGCAUCGUGGGAGGUACGGUUGCAGACAGCUGCAAUUAUCCUCCAUCUGGAUGUCCCGGCUCUUCGUCUACAACUUCGAGUGUUGUUUAUUCGAGCACAUUGAGCAGUACAACCUCGACAAUUCUCUCAACCAGCACUUCGUCAGUCUUGACACAGAGCUCCCCAACGAGCACACCCUCACCCACUUCGACAUCUGCUUGGGCACGGACAUCUCCUUCAGCGGGUGCGGUGGUUGUGGAUGCGACUGGAGCUACUGCAGGCUCCUACUCUACCGUCCAAGAGGGGGUAAAUGCGCUUUCACUUACUGCUACAACACCUCAAAACCUCUUCAUCUACCCAGGAACUUACAGGGAACAAGUCUACAUUCCAGCACUGAAGUCAAAUCUCACAGUUCAGGGCUACACCAUUGAUGGAAGUUCAUAUACUGAGAACACGGCUACGAUAACUUAUGAUCUCGCUCUCCUCAAUACCACCAGCGAUGAUCUGACAGCAACAAUCCGACAAUGGAACCCCAACACCAAGUUCUACAAUUUGAACAUUGCCAAUACGUUUGGUCAUGUGAGCACCAAUGGCCAGAACUUAGCUUUGUCCGCUCAUACAGGCAACCAAGGCUACUAUGGAAUGCAACUUUGGGGUUAUCAAGAUACCCUCCUCGCCAACACGGGCAAUCAGUUGUACUCCAAGAGCUUGAUCGUCGGAGCAAUUGAUUUCAUUUUUGGACAAACUGCAACGGCUUGGUUGGACCAGGUUGACAUUCGCACCAUUGCUACCGGAUGUGUAACUGCUUCUGGAAGAGCAUCUGCCAGCAAUCCGUCUUGGUAUGUUAUAAACAAUUCGACAGUGGCGGGAAUCAAUAGCAGCAUUGAAGCGGGCAUAAACUAUCUCGGUCGACCCUGGGAGUAAGUAUUCCCUCCACACUGAUCGUCUCAUGCUGAUUUCGCAGAUCAUUUGCACGCGUUGUCUUCCAAAAUACCGACCUCAGCAAUGUCAUUGCACCAGCAGGGUGGCGGCCAUGGAGCACCGCGGUUAAUGGCACAACGAAUACCGAGAACGUAACUUUCGCUGAGUACGAUAAUUACGGAGCG